CAUACUAUAGUGGGUCCAUCAUCCCUGAUAUCUAUCGGGUUAAAACUUGUUUUCGAAAGUUGUAGCCGACGUUUUAAUAAAUAAAAUAAAAAGUUGUAGCCGACAUAGGUUCUCCAUCGGCUUGCCACGUGAGCGCGUUCCUUCUUUGCACGCUUAUUGGACACGUCAUGCAGAUUUGCUGACUCUUCUUCAAAAAAAAACAAAAAACCCAGGAAAAAAAGAAAAAUGUUUUGAAAACUUUUGUCCCAAGUAUUUAUUUUAUUUUAAAUUAAUUAUUUGGUUUUCCCAUCUCACUCCCCCCACUUGGAAAACCUUCUUUCUCAACUGCCACCACCGAGACCGAGAAGACUGAGAGAGACAAAAAGAGUCGGAGAGAGUUUUGAAUUUGGUGAAAUUCUGUUGCUGUAGAUUAGAUAUAGAUAGAUUCCUAUUGAUCCCAAACCUAAUUUUCGAAUUUUGAAAUCAAAACUCCAAUUCCAUUUUCUCUGCGAAUUUUUUUUUUCAAUUUAAAUUUAAAUUUAUUAUCACGUUGGACGAUUCGAAUUCCAAUUUAUAGCGGUUUAUUUGGAGUUCUUAAUGCUGAUUGAUGACGAGCUUUAACCUCAUAUUCCAAAAUGCCGGUUAUCUUUGCUCGUGAGGCUCCCAAGCUAUGGAGGAAAGUAUGCGCAGAGACGUCAACUGAAAUUUCGCUUCUUGCCGGGAAUUGGAAGUAUUUUCUUGCUGGUCUCGUUUUUCAGUAUCUUCAUGGACUAGCUGCUCAUGGUGUUCAUUAUUUACAUCGGCCAGGACCGACGCUUCAGGAUGCUGGGUUCUUUUUCCUCCCGGAACUUGGUCAAGACAGAACUUAUCUUAGUGAGACUCUCUUUUCAGUCAUCUUUUUCUCCUUUGUCUUGUGGACUUUUCACCCCUUUGUUUUCCAGUACAAAAAGAUAUAUACAGUUCUGAUAUGGUGCAGAGUAUUUGCUUAUUUAGGCGUCUCUCAAAUGCUCCGGAUUAUAACCUUCUACUCAACUCUGCUUCCUGGUCCAAACUAUCAUUGCCGCGAGGGCUCAAAACUUGCCAGGCUGCCCCCUCCAGAGAGUGCACUUGAAGUGCUCUUAAUCAACUUUCCCCGAGGAGUAAUGUAUGGUUGUGGUGAUUUGAUCUUUUCAUCACAUAUGAUUUUUACCUUAGUAUUUGUGCGCACAUAUCAGAAAUAUGGAACAAAGAGGUGCAUUAAGCAGAUUGCUUGGUUAGUGGCUGUUAUUCAGAGCCUCCUGAUUGUAGCAUCUCGCAAACAUUACACUGUUGACAUUGUUGUUGCCUGGUACACUGUAAAUUUGGUAGUGUUCUUUAUUGACCAAAAAUUGCCAGAAUUGCCUGAUCGGUCUCUUGGUUCUACAUCUCAACAACUGCUACCAAUAAGCAGCAGAGAUAAAGAUAGCAAGAACAGAGAAGAGCUUGACAAAUUCCGGAAUGGAAAUUCUGCCAACAUUACCACUUGAGUCUGGAAAACCAGUUGCGUGGGGUGAAGAAUGGGAGAGGCAUCACAUACAAUACAAGACAAGAGGGCUUAGCAUUAUUCUCAAAGGGCACAGUAACUAGAGGAAGCAAUUUAGGGCUGGCAUGACCCAAUUAUGCAAUUAAUAAUGCUUCUUGUCUCAUGACCCACAAGGACCACCAACCCUUUUGCUUUCCAAAUGCCCUUUCUUUUUUCCCAUGUAUAUUCUCUCUUUUCAUAGGUUGUUGAAGCAUGAUAUUGGAGACAGCGCUUGUUACAUCACAUGCCUCUCUUGCUUGCUUUCCCAUCACUAUCUGAGCAACUGUUUCUUUUCCUUUUUAGCUGCAAGUCUCUUAACUUUUAGUGCCAACAUAAUAUCUAAACUCUGUUCAUCCCUCCCAAUGUCAAACUCAAAUGUAUCAAAAAGAUAGCAAUUAUGUCAUUUGCAUGGACUUCCUCUCUGGGAUGGAUGUUUUGCUGAAAUGGAAAAAGGUAUGUUGCUGCCUCCAGUUCUGGUUUUCUGAGCAACUGUUUUGGGAAAUAAAUAGUACAAGAAAGUAAAAUGGCAAAUCCAUGGAAUUCAAGAGUCUUUGUUUUGGCCUGUGGGUUUUCACAUUCAAAUUUCCCAAAUUCGUCAGUGUCCUGUAGUCUAGCCCUAAACCCUUUUCUCGUAAGUGGAUUCUUAUCUCAUCCUGUUCU
Prunus persica (peach) is the source of this 2179-nucleotide messenger RNA. RefSeq names its product phosphatidylinositol:ceramide inositolphosphotransferase 3. NCBI's taxonomy places the organism in Eukaryota, Viridiplantae, Streptophyta, Magnoliopsida, Rosales, Rosaceae. Gene Ontology annotation, molecular function: inositol phosphoceramide synthase activity; ceramide cholinephosphotransferase activity; sphingomyelin synthase activity. Gene Ontology annotation, biological process: ceramide biosynthetic process. The transcript is spliced from 12 exons. Gene Ontology annotation, cellular component: trans-Golgi network; Golgi membrane; endoplasmic reticulum membrane. The record is from RefSeq and is a predicted model, not a curated record. Bases 615 to 1484 code for a protein of 289 amino acids.